Teleopsis dalmanni is the source of this 2975-nucleotide messenger RNA. RefSeq lists its product as uncharacterized. The transcript has 20 exons. The record is from RefSeq and is a predicted model, not a curated record. Gene Ontology annotation, biological process: positive regulation of transcription elongation by RNA polymerase II; transcription elongation by RNA polymerase II. Gene Ontology annotation, cellular component: Cdc73/Paf1 complex; nucleus. NCBI's taxonomy places the organism in Eukaryota, Metazoa, Arthropoda, Insecta, Diptera, Diopsidae. The coding region runs from base 412 to 2886 and encodes 824 amino acids. Gene Ontology annotation, molecular function: RNA polymerase II C-terminal domain phosphoserine binding.
UCUUUAAAAUCGACGUCACUAUUGUUUUUUCAAGUGUUUAUAAAGUGACUUCUAGUAAAUCAGUGUUACCACGUGUUAUCUGCAAGAUAUAUAAUAUAUUUUAGUAAGAAAGGCUACUAAACAACGACAAAUUCUAUUCUAAUAGAAUUGCUGAAACCUAUAAUCUAAACAUUCUAAAGAUUAUAGGGUUAGAGUAUAGAUGCGUAAAGUUUUUAAAAUACAAAACGAUGCUUUGGCAAUUCACUUCUACAACUUCUAGAAAGAACUAGAAAGGGCUGUCAAUCAUUUCACUGAUUAUUGAUCUACGUCUAAAUAACCUUAAUGUUUAUACUAAAAUCCAAUAAAUUCAAAUAUAUCAACUAGAGAUCAACUAUUCAAAAAUAAAAAUCACAAGACAAGUUAACUGUAUAUAUGGCAGGGAAUAUAGAAGAAAUGGACUCAAGCUCUGAAGAAUCUACAGAAAACUCUGAAGAAGAUAUAGACUCAAACUCUGAAGAAUUUGAAGGAAACUCAGAGGAAGAUGUGAACUCAAACUCUGAACAAUUUGCAGUGGAUCUAAGUGCUAUCAUACGUACGCUGGUUAAUGAUAAAGAAUUGGAUCAGAAAUCCGAAAAUGAAUUAGAAAAGCAAAAAAAAUUAAAGAAAACAUCAAAGAAAUCGAUUGUGAAUAAAACUAAACCAAGUAAAAAGAAGAGAGUCGUGAUUGCAUACUCUGACAGUGAUGAUACUUGUGAUGAUUUGUCUAGCCCAGAAACUUUUGAUGAAUCCGAAAUUUACACAAAGCCGAAUAAACUCCCUGAACUAAUGACAGACAAAAUGAUGAGUGUGUAUAUUAAACCUUCAAGUAGUAACGCUAUAAUCAUACCCACAGGUGCAGAAGAAGAUUUGAUAGAAUUUGAUACUAAAAUGGAAGAAAAAAAUCCAAAUACAGUAUCAAUUGAAUCUUCUAAUGUAGAUAAAGACAAUUCCAAAGUAAUCAUAAACGCUUUCUCGGCUAACAUUGAAAGUGAUAAUGAGUUGAUAGAAAUUUAUAGGACAAUUAAACAAAAGACCCUACCUAUAAGUACACCUUUUCAAGCACAUAAUAUUGGUGAGAUCGAUUCUAAAAUAAUUGGAAACAAUUUGCCUAUUAAUCAGGAAAAUGGAAUAGAGGUAAUUGCACUUAAGAGCUCAUUGGAAGAAGAAAUCACAGUUCUACCACGUAAUGCAGUUGAAGUUAAUCCUGGAUUAUUGGCAAUCGAUUUGUCAAUAAAUUCAAUGUCAAUUCCACUACAUAAUGGUAAAAGCGAUGAGCCCGAGCUAAUGAGAAGCAAUUUGAUGAAUGAUUCUAAUGCUAUUUCGUUUAAUGAAACUAUAACAAUACCCAUAAAUCCUAACAUAGAUACAGAUUGUCAAAGUGAUUUGACAGUACUAGCAAAUUUAACAGUUGUUUCAUCUGUUAACCCAAAUGAGAUCAAUGAAAAGUCUCAAGAUUUUAAUAUUGAUUUGGGAGACCCAAUGGUUUGGAACAUGAACCCAGCUAUUCCGCCUGUUGACUUAAAUGAGACCAAUGACAACUCUGAAGAUCGUAACAUUGAUUUGGGAAACCAAACGAUUCCAAACCUGUGUGAAAAUACAGCUGAGCUGGGUGUAACCAGCAAGGAUGAAAUUAACUUAAAUGAAAGUAUUGAACAACCAGUAGACGCCGUUUUUGUCAAAAAGGGUAACAAACGUAUUAAAAUCACCGAAACAGAUAUAGAUUGUGGAAAGAAGUUAAAGACUAAAAAUAUUGGUAAAAAGAGCAAAUCCGAUAUUUUACCUACAACCUCCGAAGCAGUCAAACUACAUAAUGAUACUAAUGAUAACUUGAAUUUAUCAGUAAAUAAUUUGUUUGGUGAUAUUAGUGAUAUAUCGUCUGAUGAAGACAAUUCAAUUGUAAGAUCUAACAAACAAUUGCAACAAAACCAGACUUUAGUAAGCUUAAAUAAGCCGAUAGAGUUGGACGAGAGUGCAGAUAUUAAGAUAAAAAUUCCACGCAUUUAUGUAGAUCUUGGAAAGGAUUCGUUUAAAGUGAAGCUACCCAAUAUACUAUCAAUUGACAGUGAACCAUUUGAUACUACACUAUAUGAUGAUGAAAUUGAGAUUACAGGUAAAACGGAUGAAGAAGGCCGUGAACGUAUAAAGUUAAAAGUGAAUAAUACAAUCCGUUGGCGAUACGCUUUAAAUGAAAAAAAAGAAAAAAUGAAAGAGACUAAUGCCCGCAUGGUACACUGGUCUGAUAAUUCCUAUACUUUACAUUUGGGUAAUGAAAUUUAUAUUGCCACUAAAAUGCAACUAUUAGACGAUGAUUAUGAAUAUAUUUUUGCGCGUCAACAACGCAAUUUUGAGGCUCUAGCCAAAAUAACCCAAAAAUUCACAUUUAGACCACACUCUACAGAAUCUUCAACACACCGAAAAAUGACCAUGUCUUUGGCAGAGCGAUCCUUUAACAGAGAAGUCGGGACUAAAUUUCUCUCCAAUACUGGCAAGGAUCCAACACUCGAACAAAAACUAAAAAUUAAGGAAGCGGAACGUGACUUACGAGCUUAUGAACGAAAUCGAUGUAGAGUGCCCAAUGUUAAACUUAAAAGAAAAAAAAACACAAAUAAAGAGAACAGCAACGUUGAAGAUGGAGAGAAUGUGAUUUCUAUCGAUGCUAUUAAAAAUAGAUACAAAAGAAAAAAACCUGAAAUAAGCGCCGUAUCUAAUCUAAUCAAUUCUAAAUCUAAGCAAUUGAAACCUUUUGUAUCAAAUGAUGAUAAAAGUUCUGGAGAGGAGAGCGUGCAAUUCAAUGUUAGUCGUACGAAAAAAUUGAAUCGUCAAAAGGUUGUUUUUAACUUGGAUUCUGACGAUGAUACCAAUAUUUAGUUCUAGAUCAAAACAUUUUGCAACCAGUUUAUAGUAAAUGUAGUAGUUUUUGUUACAAUAUUUGUUUAGUUUCAAAAAAUUUAUUAAAA